This is a messenger RNA of Colletotrichum karsti, 1548 nucleotides long. RefSeq lists its product as uncharacterized. The transcript has 9 exons. The record is from RefSeq and is a predicted model, not a curated record. Gene Ontology annotation, cellular component: membrane. NCBI's taxonomy places the organism in Eukaryota, Fungi, Ascomycota, Sordariomycetes, Glomerellales, Glomerellaceae. Gene Ontology annotation, biological process: transmembrane transport. Bases 1 to 1548 code for a protein of 515 amino acids. Gene Ontology annotation, molecular function: transmembrane transporter activity.
AUGGCGACUCACGAGGCUCCUACCGGAGGUAUACCGGGCGACAAGCCAACGAGCACACUCCUCAAUGGUGCGAUUGUGGAUGAAAUCUCUGUGGAUGAUCAUGACCAGCGCAUGAAUGACCGCGCGCUUCUCUCACCCGACGAAGAGAAGAAGCUGUUGCGCCGCGUCGACUUCCGCUUGAUGAUCUUAUGCGCCAUCAUCUUCAUGAUCAAAAAUGUCGAUGCGAACAACGCCGCAAAUGCCAGAAUCAUGAACAAAGGCACCGACCGGAACAUCAUGACGCAGCUGAAAAUGACUGCCGAUGACUACAACUGGGUCAGCACGAUUUACAAUAUUCCGUUCAUCAUUUUUGAGAUUCCGACCAACAUGAUCGUUAAAAAGAUGCUCCCUUCACGAUUCCAGUCGCGUAUCAUGGUAACUUGGGGUAUUGUUCUGGCCUGCCACGCUGCCGUCACAACUAGUGGUGGCCUCCUCACCGCCCGUUUCUUCCUUGGUCUUGCCGAAUCUGGCAUGUUUCCAGGCAUUAUUCUGCAGAUGAGCUACUGGUACCGCGCCGAUGAGAUGACUCCCCGGCUUUUGAUAUUCUACUCAUUCGAAUUCUUUGCCAACAUUGUCAGUGCUGUUCUGGCCUUUGGGUUCAGUAGCAUGAACGGGCGACAUGGCUUGUCUGGCUGGCAAUGGUUCUUCUUGGUUGAGGGUGUGAUCACGAUUGGCUUUGGCGUUUUACUCUUCUUCAUCUUCCCUGAUUUUCCCGCGCAGGCCAAAUGGCUGACCGACAAGGAGAAGCGAUUCCUCCAAGCUCGCCUACCACCAAACGCCCCUCGGUCGUCCGAGAGCAAUUUCAAGUGGAGCGAGAUCUGGGAUACCAUGAAGGACCAGCGCCUCUGGUGGUUCGCGUUCAUCUGGGCCACCAAGACGAUUGGCAGCACAGGUCUUUCGUUCUACUUGCCUACCAUCGUCGCCAGUCUGGGACUUGCUUCCAUCGCCGAAAGCCAACUGCUCACCAUUCCAUCCUCGGUUCUAGCUAUCAUCCUCAUUGCUAUCAGCGGUUACUUGACGAAUUCGUUGAAUUUGCCGUACCCCCUUGUGGCACUGGCGUAUUUGAUCUCCAAUUUAGCUUGCUAUGGCGUGAUGGUCGCAUACCCGAACAACGGAGGCGUGUAUGCUGCGACGCUGAUUGCUGCGGGUGUCUCGCUGGCCUGGUUCGCAACCAUGUGGCCAUGGCGUCUCCAGACGACGUUUAGGGCGACGGGUUCCGCCUUUGCCAUUGCAUGGGUGAACGCCCUCGGCGGUAUUGGAACUGUUGUUGGGCCCCAGAUCUUUCGCUCCAAGUAUGCACCCGAGUACACAGUGUCGUUCGCGGUGGCCAUGGGUAUGACGGGGGCGUGUAUCCUUGCCAUCUGCUGGACUUGGUGGCUUACAAGGGAGACGGAGAGACAAACCCGCCAGCUAAGGAAGAGACGUCUCGCCGCCCGCAAGACGAACGAGGUCAUCCUGGAUGACGUUGACAUCGACGCUGAUUUCAAGACAACGAGGGCACACGCCUAG